UGGUCACGCUGGGAAUGACAAGAUCAUACAUAUAAAAAAAAAGUUGGAGAACCGAUUACAACUAAGAAAACAGCGAAAGUGACAAAGAAAGGAAUUAUUAGUGACUUAAUAAAUAAUUUUGAAAAGAAUUUGUUAUUGUUUAAAAAACAUUUUUUUAACAUUUAACACACCAACAAAAGCAAUAUCAGAAGGCAGUAUCAGAGUUAAAAGAAAACGAAGCUUUGAUAGUAUGCGACUUUUCUGAAAAUUACCAAGCUAAACUUGCGGAGAAGAUCCAGUCUAUGCAUUAUGGGGCAUCAAAUCUUCAAAUAUGUCUGCAUACUGGAAUGGUGUUCUGGUCAGACCGUUCUCAAUCAUUCUGCACAUUAUCAGACAACACAAGUCAUCAACCUGCAGCGAUCUGGGUACACCUGACUCCUAUUAUUGACAUGAUAAAGCGAGAAACCUCUGAAACGACGAUAAUACAUUUCUACUCGGACGGACCAUCUGCACAGUAUCGCCAGAAAAAUAAUUUUUAUUUACUGGUUUAUUACACACAAAAGUAUGUGCUGCAAUAUACCACUUGGUCAUUCUAUGAAGCAGGCUACGGAAAAAAUUUAGUAGAUGGGAUAGGAGGUAGUAUCAAACGCACUCUUGACAGGAAAGUAUGCAUUGGUAACGAUAUUGUCUACGCAAAAGAUGCUUACAAUUUAUUAAAACAAUGUUUAAAAGCAACCAAAGUAUUUCUCAUUGACAGUUCUGAGAUUGAAAAUGUUACGAAAAUUUUGCCGGCCAAAAUACCAGUACUAAAGGGAACAAUGAAUUUACAUCAAAUUAUUACUGAUCAAAGUGAUGAUCCAUUGACUAUAAAAUACAGAGAUCUGGGUUACUUUUGCAGUGACCUGAGAGGACAAUGUGCCUGCUUUUCACCGAAAUUACAUUCCGUACUGCCCAGUUUAAGUAAUAAUGAGUUGUCCCAAAACUACCCCUUAACUUCAGAAAAAUCAACGGCGAGUACAUGCCCGACCCAAGAACCUCCUUUAUCAUUGAAUUUAGUUGAGGAAUUUAAUAUUCCCGAAGAACAUUUCAUUGAUGACUUAAUAUUAACUUUUGAAAGAGACCAAAUAUGUCCUAGAAACGAUCAUGACGCUGAAGAUCCCUGGUAUAAAAAUAUCAAUGCUUUAUCGGACACUGAGAAAGGUUUACUAAAUAAUAACAACAACGACAAACUCGCAACUUUAGCUUAGUUAUUUGAUGUAAACUCCCAAAUUAUAAUUUCAUCGGAUAUUGAGAAUAGUUUGCUAAGAAAUAAAAGUGCUGUUAAAAUUGAAACUUUAUCUCAGCCUUUUGAUAUUAAAGAGAUGCAGCCUUUGAAUUUACAAGAAAAAGAAGUGUCCAGAAAAAAACCUGUAGCUAAUAAAUUCCAGAGUCACUGCGUUGAUCCGAAAAAGCUUAUAAUUGUACCAUAAGACGGGAGACAACCUGAAACAAAAGUAACUGAAACUGAAGGAGCGAAAACAUAAAAAAUUAGAAUAAUUGAAGAUGUUAAAAUAACAGCAUCUUUAACAAACAACCAGACACAAACAAGUAAAAAAUCUAAAAUUGCAUUAAAGAUUACUUUUCUUGAAUGUCAUAAAUGCUCUUCUACUAUUUUUGGCCAAAAAGAAAAAUGUGUUGUUAGCCAAAUCUGGUUUUGUGGUGAAUGCACAGCAAAUUAUACCAGCACUAAUUAUAUUUGCGAAUCAUGUUUGGAAGAUUGAUUGAUUGGUUACAUCUGUAUUCUUUGGUUACAUCCGACGCUUAUUAGGAACUGUAGUUGACAAAAUAUGGUGAUCUUUCAUGACGUGGAUAAAGUAUUCACAAUGCAAGGUCUGGAGCAGUAUUAUAUUGAUGACGCUAAAUGUCCCUGGCCCAUAACUCAUUUUAUUGUAGUUGACAAGUGUUUUGGAUGCCGACAAGAGGUAAAUCAUUCAACAAGACCACAACAUUUUACAUUAACCAUGAGUAAAACUGACAUUUGGAAUUUAUUGCAAAUUUCAUACUUCUGGUGUUCAUUUUGUAGUUUUUGUGUUUAUGACCAUUUUACUUCAGACGAAUGUGAUGUUUGUUACAAUGGUUAAUAUUUUUUAAAUUAUGAUCUUUAUUUUUAUAUGUUUUUGAUAGGUAUGUAUGAAUAAGAUUUCAAAGUAAUAUUAACAAGGGAUAUAUAUUAAUAAUGUUGUUCAUUAGAGGCUCAUAAUUUAAUUCAGUCUUCUUGAAUUUGCCAAUAUUGUUGUGAUAAUACUAUCUAAGACUGAUAUCAUUAAGUGUUAUGAAUAACUUUCUUAAGAAGUGUAACGGUUUAUAGUUUUUUUCGUUGAUUUAGUUUUAUUAAAGGGUUAAAAAAGCAUUGAGACUGAUUAUAUUCCUUACUAAAAGGAGUUAUAUUAUUACAAAUAAUGUUUACUAUUUUUGUCUUUUUAAAUAAUGUUUUGAACUGGCAUUGAUACAUAUAAAUUGUGUAAUUAAAAUAUUUAUCAUUUAAGUGUUAAAUGUUCUUUGUUUUUUUUAAGAGUGAGGCAAUAAUUUCACUACUUCUUAACUUUCAAAAACUUUCUAAAAAGUACCUAUUUUUGAUAUUUUUCUUACCAAGAAUGCGCCAAAGUGCCAUGAUUAGUUUUAAGUAAAAAGAUGAGUGCUACUCAAAAUGUCAUUAUAAUAACGAAUUAGUCAAAUGAAAAUGUGUCAUUUAAUAUGAUUGUGAUACUGUUCAAUUAAAUGUUAAAAAAUAUUAAAAUAAGUAUUAAAAAAUAUUUAAUUGUUCACCCAAUGUUUAAUAAAUGUGAAAAAGUACUAUGACUUUGACUACCAACGUUGUGUACCAUGUAAUCUCAGCUUAAGGUCUUUCAACGACAGGUUCAGGUUCAGGUUUUGUGACAGUCCCAACUUCAAUGUGGACGAAAUUAUUUUUUAACAAUUUUGGUUUUUGAUAUAUACUUAGCAAAUUUGUGAACAUUUUUUUAUUAAGUUACUAUUGAACAUUUCAAUAAUAAAUUUCAAAACUAGUCGCUUUACUAAGAGAAAUAAAGAGAAAAUUCUGAUCAUCAAAGCAUCACUUGUCACAAAACCGAGCCUAUAAGUUCAUUUUAGGACAGUGGGAUUUUCAGUUAAGAUUAUUAUUUAUUUAUUUCGAUGAACUGUAAUGUUCAUCAGCUAGAAAAAAUAAAAAUCUACUUAUAUUCCUAAUUUUUUUUAACAAUAAAUAACUUCAAAACCGUCACAAAACUGACCACUAUUUCACAGCAAUAUCCACUUUUUAACAGUUUUUCGUAUAAUAAAAAGGGGUUUUAAUUACAAUCAAAUAUAAAUUCAACUCCAUCAGUUAGUUUAGAACAUUUUAGAACCUUUAAUUAACUAAAACUUACAACAAUAGCAAAAAUUGGAAUUUUUUAUCAAGGUACACUUUGAAAUGAAAAUGCCCAUCUAUCAUCCUUCACUGGUGCCCCGCCGGUGUAUACCGAUAGUGCAGGCGGGGUUACCAUUCCAUUAUCACCCAUUAAAAAAAAUAACAGCCCCAUUGCUAGCAAUAUACCCUAUCAGGUCGACCUCCACACGGUACCUCCCCGAAUCCAUUGUGGUUAAUUCUAAUGAAAUUUGUCACACUGAGCAAACAGACCUGC
Messenger RNA from Galleria mellonella (greater wax moth), 3638 nucleotides. RefSeq lists its product as uncharacterized. Lineage: Eukaryota; Metazoa; Arthropoda; Insecta; Lepidoptera; Pyralidae. The record is from RefSeq and is a predicted model, not a curated record. The coding region runs from base 282 to 1226 and encodes 314 amino acids. The transcript is spliced from 2 exons.